Orcinus orca (killer whale) is the source of this 2992-nucleotide messenger RNA. RefSeq names its product short coiled-coil protein (gene SCOC). The record is from RefSeq and is a predicted model, not a curated record. The transcript is spliced from 4 exons. The coding region runs from base 1289 to 1537 and encodes 82 amino acids. Gene Ontology annotation, cellular component: trans-Golgi network. NCBI's taxonomy places the organism in Eukaryota, Metazoa, Chordata, Mammalia, Artiodactyla, Delphinidae.
UCCCGGGUUAGUUUCUCAAUGGGCAUCUUUCAGGGGUCCUGCUGGACAAGUUUGGGGACUUAGGAUUGUUGAAAAGGAGAAACAGACAUUCCUGAAAGACAGGCUUUUCGUUGUGUAUCGAUUCCAGUACUAUGACGUAAUAAUAUUAAGGACAGAUGGUGUGCUCUGUUCCCAACACUGUACCUGAGAAUCCAAAGCUCUGUCUAUAUAUUCCGUGCCUGUACUCAUUCAUUGAUUAAACUCAAUAUAGCUAGCCACUCUGGGGAUCUCAUUUCUGGUCAAAUAUUUGGCCAAACAGUCCCUUAAUUUUGUGGAAUUUAAAAUUGGACUUAACCAGAACAAGUCAGAAUGUGAAGGGACUUGAACAAGCCAUGUUGAAAGUCGUUGCAGCUUGCAGUGAAUGAAAUUUACCUUCAGUUUUUUAGAUAGUAGAAAUAGCAAAGAAAUUUGACAUCAAGCGUUGCAAAAUGUUUUGCAAAUUUAGAUUAGGGUCAUAUUAAAGUGCCUUCCAUUGCAUAAUGGAAAAAGCAGGGACUUUAUAGUUAGAUCUGAGUUCAGAUUCUCGGUACAGACUUCGGUUGUGAACUCUAAGGCAAGAUAUGUAGCCUUUCUGAGAUACAGGGUCCACGUUUGUAAAGUGCCAUGUCCUGUUGAUUUGAUGAGCUAAUAUAUGUAAAGAAUUUAGUAUAUUAAUGUACAGUGACGUUUAGUAGUCUUGCUAGUUCCUUUAGUAAGUAGAUGACAGAUGAUGAAAAUCAGUUUUAGAUGCAGAAAAGUUGAGAGGUUUAGGUUGGGUGGAUAUCAGAAAAGUCUCAAAAUCUCAGGUCUCUGUCGUGAGCAUACUGUGGUGGAGUGGUGGAAAAAACUAGACUGGGACAUUGUAUGUAGUCUUGGCUCUGUCUAUGUAAGUAUUACUGUGGUCUUAGGUAGGCCAUUAUCAUCUUGGCCUUGGCUUAGUUGUAAAAAUGAGGCAAGUGGACCAGGUAAUUUUUUAAAAUUCUUCUUGUGGCCUGAAGUACAGCUAAAAGGUAGAAAAGAUAAUAGCUAACAUUAUUGAAUAACUACUGUGUAUUGUUGCAAUCACAUUAUAUAUAUCAACUCAUAAUGUUCUCACAACAAAACUAUGAGGUACAUACUGUUAUUAACCUCAUUUUACAGAUGAGGAAACUGAGGCUGAGAUGUUAAUCUUACCUGAGGUUCCAGAGCUUAUAAAUAGGAGAGCUAGCAUUUGAAUCCAGACCAUUCAUCAAGAAUUUUGUAUCCAAGGCCCAAAAGUUUGUUACCGAAGAUGAUGAAUGCUGACAUGGAUGCAGUUGAUGCUGAAAAUCAGGUGGAACUGGAGGAGAAAACACGACUUAUUAAUCAAGUGUUGGAACUCCAACACACCCUUGAAGAUCUCUCUGCAAGAGUAGAUGCAGUUAAGGAAGAAAAUCUGAAGCUAAAAUCAGAAAACCAAGUUCUUGGACAAUAUAUAGAAAACCUCAUGUCAGCUUCUAGUGUUUUUCAAACAACUGACACAAAAAGCAAAAGAAAAUAAGGGAUUGAUAUCCCUUAUGUCUUACGGAAUUGCUGCUGAUCUUUUUUUCUUUAAAACUUGGAUAGAUUCCAAAAGUUAUAGUACUUUUGUUUGUGGCUUCACUGAGUAUUUAUGAAGAUAAUGUCAGACCUAAGCAAAAUUAAGAGCAUAACAGAAGACUUUCAUGAGUUUGUGUAUUAUGUUAGUCUAUGAAAAUGUGCAAAGGUAUUGUAGAGACUUUAUAAUUAGAAAUGCAUAUAUUUAUGAAACUUGAAAAUGAAUGUUAUAUCAAAUUUGCUUUGAUUUAUAGGUUUAGCAUUGUCUUUAUUAUAGGCAUAGUUAGAGAUACAAGAAAAUAACCGUGUUGUGACAAAGUGACCAAAAUCACGUACUGAAUGCACAGCUUUAUAUACCCUGUCCACCAUCGUGUGCCUCUUCUCCAUUUGCUUUCUUCCAAUUUUCUUCCCCUAAGGAAAAAAUUGGUUUCACAUUUGUAAAAAGUAAUUUCAGUAGUUAAUCAUCUAAGAGAGUAGCCCGAACUCUGUUGAAACUUAACCAAAAUAAGAUAUUUUCUCAGUUUAGGGCUUAUUUGUUAUAUUUAGUAAUAAGAUAGGAUAGUUGGUUUCUGUUUAAUCAAUUGAAAACGGGGGCUAUAAAGAUGAAGAUUUUUUUUUGAAACUGAAUUAUCGUAUUGGGAAGAUUUGUUGUUAAAAACUUCCUUUGCACAAAAUAAUCCACUUGAUACCUGAAAAGAUGAGCUCUGGUUGUGUGUGUGUUUGAAAUAGAAAAUUUUGAGGAAAAAUAGAAAUAGGGUAGGAGAAGUAUUCAAUACUUGGUAAGUACUUGUAACCAACUCCAAACAGUUUUACUCCAGAUUUGUGUUAUCUCUGGCACAGAUUAGAUUUGGGCUGGGGGGGAAUAUAUAAGAAAAUGGGUUAAGUUUGGCUAACCUUAUAUAAACCAUACCUAGAAGAGAAUAAAAUUUGGUCUCAGGUUUAUUGCAGUACCCAGAUGAUCAACUUUGCAAAGUCCCUUAAAAACUGUAUUAGUAUCAGAAUCAUGAAUAAAAUGGGAGAGUUUUACAUGUAUACUAAUUGAUGCUUUCUCAGUAUUUUAUCUCACUACUUCUCCCAGAAUUUUCUGUAAACCCAACUACUGGUUUGCAGAGUUUUAGUCAUUUAACACUUUAAAAUUUAGUUUGUACAUUCUAUUUGGUAAAGAAAUCAGUAUCAGAAGUAAUGUUAAAAUAUUAAAUAGGAAAAGAGAUCCACUAAUAUAGUUUAUGGUUAUUAAAUUUAGGCUAAUCAUGGAAUAAUCUUAAUGUUUGUAUUGGUGUUAAGAUUUGAUGACUUUAGCUGUAUGAAUAUAUAAUAGUCAUACUGCAAACAUUUUGCAUCCCUUUGUGACCUAAUUUUUAAACAUUUAAAACUGUGUUGCCAUUAUGCUUUGCUGUUUAAUAAAAAGCUGUUUCAAAAA